AUGGCAUCUGCUACACAAUUGGUAUGCUUGUUCUAUUCGUUGAUAUGCUUGAGCAUAGCAUUGGCUUGCUCAAAUGACCACUUAGCCAAUGUUCCAAGAACACUGCUCUCCGAUAAUGACAAAGGAGCUGUAUGCUUGGAUGGCAGCCCUCCUGCAUACUAUCUUGAUAAAGGAGAAGGCAAAGGGAGCAAUAAUUGCUGGAACAGAGUCUAUAUUCACUAUUGUGAUGAAUCCUCUUUUACAGGAGGUGUUGAAUCUGUGACUAAUAAUGUAACUUACCGUGGAGCACGGAUAUUCAACGCAAUAGUGGAUGAUUUGCGUCAAAGGGGAAUGAAUAAUGCCCAAAAUGCAAUUCUUGCUGGAAGCUCUGCCGGAGGCUUAGCUGCAAUUCUACAUUGUGAUCGUUUUCGAUCUUUUUUACCUGAGGCAGCCAGGGUGAAGAGUCUUGCUGACUCCGCCAUUUUUAUACACGAUGUGUAA
Molecule: messenger RNA, 480 nt
Organism: Ipomoea triloba (trilobed morning glory)
Lineage: Eukaryota; Viridiplantae; Streptophyta; Magnoliopsida; Solanales; Convolvulaceae
Product: pectin acetylesterase 11-like
Exons: 5
Coding region: 1-480 (159 amino acids)
Molecular function (GO): hydrolase activity
Source: RefSeq, a predicted model, not a curated record